UUGUUCGACCUUGACCGUUCCUCGAAAAGCGUGAUCUCUGGCCCGGAGACAGAGAGCUCAAAAUGCGGCCCGUAGCCACAUUUGUAAAUCGGGCCCCGGGGAGUCCCCGUCAAGGCCCUGACCUGGGGGACUCCCCGCCGUUUCCCCGCGCGCGGCCUUCCAUUCUUGUUCUCGCCGGUUGGCACCUGCGGCUCUCUCUCGGGGAAUCACGCAUGAGUCAUCAGCGCUCUGCGUGGUGACGAGCAGAGGCCUGUCGCGCCUGUCGCGCAGUAGUUGCUUGGGAUUCCUGCCGGCGGGUGCGGGGUAACGCGCUUAUCUGUGUAGUAGCUGGAGUUGCAUUUGGUUGUCGACAGCCGCAAUUCACAGUUGAGAGGUGCCAGUGGACGUGUUGCUGUGUAGUGUUGCCAGUGCAGUGUUCCAGUUCACUGUUGUGUGUUGAGUGUUGACACUUGACUGGUCUUGUUAGUUCAGGUUUCCUAAGAAGCCUCAAGGUAAACAGAACCUUCCAAGAUGCAGAAUUUCAGUGGUGGCUCUGCAACUGCACCAGUCUCCCAAGUGGAGCUUACCUUGUCAUGCAGGAAUCUGGCAGACAUGGAUGUAUUCUCCAAGUCAGAUCCAUUCAUAGUGGUGUAUGUGGCACACCAAGGCAUGAAAUCCUGGACAGAGUUCAAGCGAACAGAGGUCAUCUAUGAUAACCUCAAUCCUGACUUUGCAACAAAAAUCAAUAUGGCAUUUCACUUUGAAGAGCAGCAACGCCUGAGGUUCGAGGUAUACGACAUCGACGCGCCGUCGGAGGACCUCAGCAAGCACGACUUUCUCGGGUACCGCGAGUGCACGCUCGGCGAGCUGGUGAGCUCGCGCACCUCGCAGCUACCUCUGCUGAACGUUCCCAGGGCGGGCGUGAACAGUUCGCUGCUAGUUCGCGCCGAGGAGCUCCUGCGCAGCAAGUUCGACGCGGCGCUGCGGCUGUCGGCGCGGAGACUGGACUCGAAGGGCUGGUUCAGCAGCAGCCCCAGUCCCUACCUGGAGCUGUUCAAGUCUAACGAGGACGGCGAGUGGUCGCUGACGUGGCGCACGGAGGUGGUGCGCGGCACGCGCGACCCGGUCUGGCAGCCGAUCGACGUGCCGGUGGGCGCGCUCUGUAACGGCGACCACGAGCGAAACAUCCGCGCCGUCUGCUGGCACUGGCGGCGCAGCGGCACGCCCAGCCUGCUCGGCGAGUGUCAGUUCUCGAUCCGGCAGCUGGAGCGCGGCUCCGCCACCGGCGCCCGCGUCCACAAGCUGGAUCUCAUCAACGCGGAGAAACAGCGCAAGAAGGGCGCAUCUUACACGAACUCUGGCGAGCUUUACAUCGGGCUGGAACUGAGACCACACUACAGUUUCCUGGACUACAUCCAGGGUGGUACUGAUCUGGCCUGUACCAUCGCUAUCGACUUCACAGCGUCCAACGGGGCACCGACAUCGGCCGAAUCUCUGCACACUCUGUGUGUCCGCGAUCCGUCCGGGAACAUCUACAACCCGUACGUGACGGCGCUGCGGGCCGUCGGCGAGAUAAUCCAGGACUAUGACAGCGACAAACAGUUCCCCGUGCUCGGCUUCGGCGCGCGCCUCCCGCCCGACGGCGUCGUCAGCCACGAGUUCUUUGUCAACCUGAGCCCCGUCAGCCCCUACUGCCACGGUGUACAAGGCGUGGUGGAGGCGUAUCAGCAGUGUCUGCCCCGUAUCCAGCUGUACGGACCGACCAACUUCGCGCCAGUCAUCCACCACGUGGCCAACUUUGCGCGCCAGUCGCGCAACGGCAGCCAGUACUGCAUCCUGCUUAUCAUCACCGACGGCGUCAUCACCGACAUGCCGCAGACCAAACAGGCGAUCGUUGAGGCCUCCGGUCUGCCUCUGAGCAUCAUCAUCGUGGGUGUUGGCACGGCCGAUUUCUCCGCCAUGGAGGAGCUGGACGGCGACGAGGUGCGUGUCUCUUACUGCGGCCGUGCCGCCGAGCGGGACAUUGUCCAGUUCGUGCCGUUUGCCGAGCUGCAGCGCGGCGACCCGGCCACACUGCGGGCGCGUCUGGCGCGCGAGGUGCUCGCCGAGGUUCCCAGUCAGUUUAUCAGCUACAUGAAGGCCAAUCGGAUCGCGGCGGCGCCGCCGAAAGAGGGCGUCACCGAGCUGCCGCCCGACCCGUCCCUGGUCUGAUCGGACGGCUGGGAGUGUGAGACAUCUGCCAGUGGAGUGUAAACGAUGGGUGGGCGUUCUUUGGGACGCCGUCCGCAGGUUCUGGAUUGUAUUGGCCUAUCGUGGACGGCCACAACCGAACCCGGCUCCUCGACUGUCAGGGAGAGUACAUGUGCUCUGGUGCUGUUGAAAACGGCAGGUACAAGAAUUGUUGUACAAGGCUUGUGCGACUGAUAUUCAGAUGCGGGUUUUUAGCUUUGGGGCAGUCUGCUAUACCUAAUUGCUUCGCAGACCGUGCAAAACUAACCCACGCUUUCAUGUGAUUUAAGUGUCAAACGCAAUCAAUUGCUGCCUUUCAAUUUAUCAUGGAAAUCACUGAUCGUGUUCGAUUGGUAAAGAACUGCCAUUACACUCUUAUUAAGUAAUCACUUUUAAUGCUAUGUUUUGAUGCUUGACAUCCACAUCAUCGUUAACUUUUCCAAGUGGUCAGUAGCUAUGCGAUAUUUAGUCUAAGUGUCUUUCAGAAGUCUAGUUGAUACCAGUUACAUUGGUCAGUGCGAUAAGAUCGUAAGAAUUGCCGUUCAAAAUGGACUCUAGCACUGUGAUUUUUUCCCAUUUGAGCCCCAUAUAUUUUCUGAAGGAAUUUACGCCCGAGCUCUCGGGAAGCUUAUUCAACAUGAUUGUUCUCUGUACAAUCUCGUUAGAGCGUCUGUUUUUUAACCAUGUGCAUAAUGUGCGGUGGAUUUCUUGUUAACCUGUGAUAUCGAGAGGCAUUGGAUGCAUAUUGCAUAUCCCUUUGACUUUUGAUAUUCAGGGGCAUCUACUCACCUCCCCUAGUUUAUAUCGACCAUGUCAAUUUUAUCUUCCAUAUUGAUAUGAUGUUUUGUACUCUCUGGGAAUGUGAGGCCGCAGUUGUUAUGAUCAUGUCUUCUGCGAGGUCGUGCUACUGUAGGGUGUGUCGCUCACCGGCUGCUCUCAAAGUAUGCCAGUUGUAAUAGCUGCCUGUAUGCCGAUGUGAUGGCUGGCUACCUCUAUGUCAGGGGACGAGCAGCUAUCGCUGGGGUUGCAUAGUUAGAUGCGCCUUUGCUGUGGGGAUUUAUAUUGCUGUGCUCUGAGGAUGAUCUGUGCUGUGCGUUUGUGUGCCCCUUUGUUCAUCACUUGAUUUAUCAUGCAUGCAUCCAUAAUUCCCUGUAACGUUUAGAUGGAGAGUUUACAAUAAUGCAAGGUGUUGCAAUUCAUGGCAUUCUGCAAGAACUGAGGGGUGAUGUUGAAGAUGUGGCUUCUGAGGCAAAUUUCGUAUUAUCCCGUUUUGCAGCUGUUAGAAAAUACAUAUAUUUCACUAACA
Messenger RNA from Amphibalanus amphitrite, 3514 nucleotides. Its product is annotated as copine-8-like. The record is from RefSeq and is a predicted model, not a curated record. Gene Ontology annotation, biological process: cellular response to calcium ion. Gene Ontology annotation, cellular component: plasma membrane. Lineage: Eukaryota; Metazoa; Arthropoda; Thecostraca; Balanomorpha; Balanidae. The coding region runs from base 511 to 2190 and encodes 559 amino acids. Gene Ontology annotation, molecular function: calcium-dependent phospholipid binding. The transcript has 8 exons.